CCGCCUCCGGGCUCGGUUUGAAAUUCCGCGGGGGCCUAACGGCUCGCAGAGCCGCGACCCGGAGCAAGCCCGCCGGUGCUUGCGGGAGGUUGCCGCGCUCGGCCCUGCGUGGAGGUCUGGGGCCUCGACGCCCGGCUGCUUGGAGCGUCCGCCAUGAGGAGAAGUGAGGUGCUGGCGGAGGAGUCAAUAGUAUGUCUCCAGAAAGCUCUGAAUCACCUUCGGGAAAUAUGGGAAUUAAUUGGGAUUCCAGAGGACCAGCGGUUACAAAGAACGGAGGUUGUAAAGAAGCAUAUCAAGGACCUCCUGGAUAUGAUGAUUGCUGAAGAGGAGAGCCUGAAGGAAAGGCUCAUCAAAAGCAUAUCCGUCUGUCAAAAAGAGCUGAAUACCCUGUGCAGCGAGUUACAUGUCGAGCCAUUUCAGGAGGAAGGAGAGACGACCAUCUUGCAACUAGAAAAGGAUUUGCGCACUCAAGUAGAACUGAUGCGAAAGCAGAAAAAGGAGAGAAAACAGGAACUGAAACUACUUCAGGAACAAGAUCAAGAGCUGUGUGAAAUUCUUUGCCUGCCCCACUAUGACGUGGACAGCUCGUCCGUUCCCAGCCUAGAGGAGCUGAGCCAGUUCAGACAGCACGUGGCCACUUUGAGGGAGACAAAGGCCUCUAGACGUGACGAGUUUGUCAACAUAAAGAGACAGAUCAUACUGUGUAUGGAAGAAUUAGAUCACACCCCAGACACAAGCUUUGAAAGAGAUGUGGUGUGUGAAGAUGAAGACGCCUUUUGUUUGUCUCUGGAGAAUAUCGCGACACUACAAAAGUUGCUACGGCAGCUGGAAAUGCGAAAGUCACAAAAUGAAGCAGUGUGUGAGGGUCUGCGGGCUCAAAUCCGAGAGCUCUGGGACAGGUUACAAAUACCUGCAGAAGAGAGAGAAGCUGUGGCCACGGUUAUGACUGGGUCAAAGGCCAAGGUCAGGAAAGCGCUGCAGUUGGAAGUGGAUCGGUUGGAGGAACUGAAGAUGCAGAACAUGAAGAGAGUGAUUGAGGCGAUUCGAGUGGAGCUGGCUCAGUACUGGGACCAGUGUUUCUACAGCCAGGAGCAGAGACAGGCUUUCGCCCCUUACUAUGCCGAGGACUACACAGAAAAUCUGCUUCAGCUCCAUGAUGCCGAGAUCGUGCGGUUAAGAAACUACUAUGAGGUUCACAAAGAACUCUUCGAAGGUGUCCAGAAGUGGGAAGAAAGCUGGAGGCUUUUUUUGGAGUUUGAGAGAAAAGCUUCAGAUCCAAGUCGAUUUACAAACCGCGGAGGAAAUCUUCUAAAAGAAGAAAAGCAACGAGCCAAACUUCAAAAAAUACUCCCUAAGCUGGAAGAGGAGCUGAAGGCACGGAUUGAAAUGUGGGAACAGGAGCAUUCGCAGGCAUUUGUGGUGAAUGGGCAGAAAUUCAUGGAGUAUGUGACAGAACAAUGGGAGAUGCAUCGAAUGGAGAAGGAGCGAGCCAAGCAAGAGAGACAACUAAAGAACAAGAAGCAGACAGAGACAGAGAUGCUCUAUGGCAGUGCUCCCCGAACCCCCAGCAAGCGGCGAGGACUGGUACCCAACACACCGGGCAAAGUGCGCAAGCUGAACACUACCAUCAUGUCCAACGCUACGGCCAACAGCAGCAUUCGGCCUGUCUUUGGGGGGACAAUCUACCGCUCCCCUGUGUCUCGACUUCCACCUUCUGGCAGCAAGCCGGUCGUCACUUCCACUUGUUCGGGGAAAAAAACGCCCCGUGCUGGCAGGCAUGGAGCCAACAAGGAGAACCUGGAGCUCAACGGCAGCAUCCUGAGUGGUGGGUACCCUGCCUCGGCCCCCCUCCAGCGCAACUUCAGCAUUAAUUCUGUUGCCAGCACCUAUUCUGAGUUUGCGAAGGAUCCGUCCCUCUCUGACAGCUCCACUGUCGGGCUUCAGCGAGAACUUUCAAAGGCUUCCAAAUCUGACGCUACUUCUCGAAUCCUCAAUUCGACCAACAUCCAGUCCUGAGAGGCCCUGAGCGGUCAGCCAGCUGUGGCUUCCUGUGCCUAGACUAGAUCUAAUUAUCUAUGUGGCUUUCAUUUUUCUUGAGUUUAGGUGUGCUUGAGAAUCUGGACAGGUUCCACUACCACGGGCCUAACUUACAGAAGUGAAUGAGUGUCACAGAGCAAAGUCCAUCAUAGGCUUAGUGGGUCUUCAAAGACUUGAUUUUGUUUUGACCCAAGAAAUACAUUAAAACUUAGUUCAUAGCAGUAAGUGCAAAUUUUAGCAUAUGGAACCUAAUUUUUCUCUACCCCGUAAUUCUGCUUGCUGAAGCACGAGCAAGGGCGUGUCGUAUUUCACCAUGGUGUGGGAAAAGGAGUGUGCCGGUCCUUGGGGUAGGGACCUGAAGCAAUAUUGGCUCGUAGGCUGUCACUAGUAAUUAACAUCUUUUUUGUUGAGGGACGCGGAGUUAACGCUCUGGCUACAGUAGCUUUGCUCUCACCUAAAGAUCUGUCUCCACCACACAGGACAGCCUUCCUCCUGCUGAGGAUGUGUGUGUGUCAGAAGUGGAGAUGGCCUGACCUACUGCCAAAGAGGUGACAGGGAGGCUGGGAGCUCCUUUGUUAAACUGUGUACAGUUCUGUUAUUGUGCAAUGCCCUUUGUGGGGACGUGUGUGUGAACACAUGCCUGUCUGAACUCUGUUUCUGCAGUUUUCCUCUGGGUUGAGUCCCCCCAUCCCUCUGCCCGCUAGGUCCGAGUUCAUCUACCCCGGCAGUUGCCGAGCUGGGAGGCUGUUUGGAUGGGUUGGGCCAUUUCUGUUGUGGAGAUCUGGAACUUUGCACAAAUCAGUAUUGGGGAGUUGUUUCUGCUCCAGCGUCCACGUCUUUACCUACCCUACUGAUCACUACUGCUCUCCCCAAAGCACUAUUUAUUCUUACCUUGUCUGCCUCUGUCAGCACGUUCAAUGGUUCUCAAAACUCACCAGCGUGGAUUUGGUCUGUGUCCGCCAUGCUGCUUAGACGUAUACAUGUCCUGUUUUUAAAAUAUAAAUAUAUUCUUAAAAAUAAAUUAAAAUGUGUAUACUUACCUUUCAAA
Neofelis nebulosa (Clouded leopard) is the source of this 3085-nucleotide messenger RNA. It is a transcript of the gene PRC1, whose product is annotated as protein regulator of cytokinesis 1. The transcript has 15 exons. Gene Ontology annotation, cellular component: cytoplasm; mitotic spindle midzone; spindle. The record is from RefSeq and is a predicted model, not a curated record. The coding region runs from base 154 to 2016 and encodes 620 amino acids. Gene Ontology annotation, molecular function: microtubule binding. Gene Ontology annotation, biological process: mitotic spindle midzone assembly; microtubule cytoskeleton organization. NCBI's taxonomy places the organism in Eukaryota, Metazoa, Chordata, Mammalia, Carnivora, Felidae.